UGGUGGCAGCGGUGGGAUCCGAAUACCCUGCUGUAUUAGAGGCAUAAUUUUGGGAAAGGAAUAGAGUCACUGAAAUCCCUUGAGCAAACAAUUUCUAAUUUGACAUCGGGUCGACUGGAUAGGGUAGAGAGUCAGGAUGGAGGACGAGUAUGUCCGGAUGACUGUGCCCGAACUGAAGGAAUUGGCAAAAGAGAGAGGCCUUCACGUGAAGAAAGGGCUAAAGAAGGAAGAGCUGAUUAAACUUUUGUGCACCAGCGAGUCAGAACCAGCGUCAGCUUCACGCUCAUCAAGUCCUGGGCCUGACUCAGGACCACCCUCCCGCUCGUCAAGCCCGGAGGCUGCCAGGAGAUCACUCUCCGAGAGGGAGCAACAGAGACUCCAUGAGAGAGAGAUGAAAAGGAUGGAGCUGGAGGAGAAAAGGCUGGAGCAGGAGGCCCAGCGUGAGAAGGAGCAGAUAGAAUUGAAAAGGCUGGAGCUGGAGGCCCAGCGCCAGCGCGAGAAGGAGCAGAUAGAAUUGAAAAGGAUGGAGCUGGAAGAGAGGAGGUUGGAAAGGGAAGCCCGGUUGGAGGCACAAAAGCUGGAAGCACAGCUCCAUUUGCAGACCAUUGGGGGAAACGCGAACCCUCCGCAAGCGUCCGGGGAACAGCCCAAACUGGACGUCUCCGCCUUUGCUCGCUACCGAGAGGGAGACGAUCCUGCGGUGUUCCUAAGCAACUUCGAAAGACAAGCCCAGCGGUGCAAGGUGCCGGAGGAAAAGAUCAUGAUGUACUUGUCUGCACUGGUAGAGGGUGACAUGGCGGUGGUCCUUAACAGCCUGCCCUCAGACGCAGCUGAUGACUAUAAUGCCUUUAAAGCUGCAGUGUCUAAAAGGUUCCAGUUAGGACCAGAGUAUUUUCGGAAAAAAUUCCGGAAUACGCGCCCACAACCCGGAAAGUCAUUGACUGAUUUUGGGGUCCUGUUGGAGGACACAUACAUUAAAUGGUUAGCCGAAGCCAAGGCUGACACUGCAGAAAAGUCACGCCAGCUCCUGGUGCUGGAACAAUUCUAUUAUUGCUGUCCAACAGAGGUUAAGACCCUGGUCAGGGACAGGGACCCCAAAAAUGUUCACGAGGCCGCAGAAAUUGCAGACCGACUGUUGCUAAACCGUGAGAAGCCUCCCUACUCUGGGAAGGAGCAAAAAGGGUUCCAAAGAGGGGGGAAGGGAGGCCCAGGUCAAAAAGGGGAAAGAGGGCCACCUCCUGCCGAGCGCAAGGCGGCCCCAGAUUCGAACAAACCACCCAAUUCGGAAAAGAGGGGGUGCUAUAACUGCGGGGAGCAGGGCCACAUCAAGCCCAACUGCCCAAAGCUAAGCACUAGACCCAGGCCCGUCAGGCGUGCAACAGCCGUGAGCAGCGAGGGGGAGGGCCGGAGCCCCUCUGAGGAGAGUGUCUGUUGCUACAGGAUCACAAACUCGGAGGAGGUGAUGGCCCCCCACCGGACCAUGAUCACAGUGAAGGGGAGGACCCUUGUGGGGGAACUGGACACGGGGGCCAGUGUGACACUGAUUAGUUCCAACCUGGUCUCACCUGCAGACAUAAUCCCAGGCAAGACCCUCACUAUUCACGGAGUGGGGUCCGCACCCCAGAAGGUACCGGUAUUCUGUGCCCCCAUCGUGUGGAACGACUGUGCAACGUACCUGGAAAUGGGGGUACUGGAAGGGGCUCCGGCCCCCAUCCUGGUGGGACGGGAUCUUAUAGAGCAGGAAGCCCAGCUCCGGAGGUGGGAACAGAUCCAAGAGCCAAAGCCCCGCACCGUUCAUGCGGUGACUCGCCUGCAGAGCAGGAAGGCUAAAGAAGGGGGGUUAGGAAAUCCCCGGGAGAAAGUCACACCAUUGGCCACAGGGGAAGGGACCCCUGCAGACGGCGAUUGCACCCUGGUCCCAGAGGGAACCGGUAACCCCGAGGGUGGGUUAAGUGACAGUUCCGGGGAGGCGUGCAUUCCGUCAGUGGCAGAGGGGGGUGACACUAGCAGGGAGGAGACCCAGGAAGUCCCUGUGGGUGAGUGUGCACUCCCUGCUGAUUGCCUAGCUGGGCAAGAGGAGUUCAAGCAGGAGGUUUGGGAGGACCCCAGCUUGGAGGGACUCCGGCAGAUGGCUCAGGAGCAAGAGACUGAGUUCACUCCGGACAAGAGGGAACAGGUGGUCUGGGAUAAGGGGCUUCUCUAUCGGUUGUGGGUGCCGAAGAACCAUGCCGAGACCAGGGAGCCCCAGCGCCAGCUCAUAGUACCCCAGAAAUACAGACAGCAAUUGCUUGCCCUGGCUCAUGAUCUACCGUGUGCUGGUCACAUGGGCAGGGAACGGACACGCCAGCGGUUGCAGGUGAACUUUUUUUGGCCCAGAAUUGCCCAGAAUGUGACGGACUAUUGCAAAUCUUGCGAGACAUGCCAGCGGACGGGCAAAAGCGGGGACAAGAGAAGGGCUCCCCUGCAGCCCCUCCCGAUCAUAGACCAACCCUUCCACAGGGUGGCUGUGGACAUUGUGGGACCGCUGAAGCAUAGGACUCGUAGGGGAAAGAAAUACAUACUGACUCUGGUGGAUUACGCAACGCGGUACCCGGAGGCAGUUGCCUUGACCUCCAUCGAGGCCCCCGUGGUUGCUGAUGCCCUCAUCAAGGUCUUCUGCCAGCUGGGUUUUCCCUCCGAGAUCCUGACGGACCGGGGUGGGAACUUCAUGGCGGAGGUAAUGGAGUGCCUGUGGGACUGCUGUGGGGUGCAACACCUUAAGACCACAGCCUACCACCCUCAGACAAAUGGGCUGGUGGAAAGGUUCAACGGGACCUUGAAAGGGAUGCUCAAGGCCUAUGUGGACUCCAACCCCAAUGACUGGGAUGAGAAACUGCCGCAUCUGCUCUUUGCCUACCGGGAGGUGCCCCAGGAGUCCACUGGGUUCUCGCCCUUCGAGCUGAUGUUCGGGAGGCGAGUGCGAGGUCCUCUCGAUUUGGUGAGAGAGGAGUGGGAAGGGAAGAUCGCUUCCACAAAGACCUCCGUGGUGGAGUGUGUGCUUGACUUCCGUCAGAAACUGACUGACAUGAUGAAGGUGGCACGGGACUCCCUGGGACAGGCCCAGGAGAAGCAAAGGUCCUGGUAUGAUGAGAAGGCCCGCUUACGUACCUUUGAGCGGGGUGAGAAUGUGAUGGUUUUCCUGCCACUAAAAACGGACAAGCUGCAAGCUGCUUGGGAAGGUCCCCAUGCUGUCCUGGACAGACUGGAUGAUGUGACCUAUGUAGUGGGUAUUAAGGGUAGGAAACCUAAGACAAUUCACGUGAACAUGCUUAAACCCUACUACGACAGAAAGGAGAUGGUAUUCUGGGUCCCCUCCAUUGAGGGAACUCCGGAGGACCCCGAGGAGCCGGUCAUGUAUGGAGACUGGGAUGGUGAGGCAGGGAUCGAGGAACUCCGCCUGCCGGACCAUCUGCCCUCCCAGGACAAGGACCAGCUGCUCGCAGCGCUCAAGGACUUUGAGACUGUGUUCUCUAACAAACCAGGUAGAACGGACCUGGCGGUACACUCGAUAGAGACGGGCAGCCAUCGCCCUAUAUACUCCCGACAUUACCCAGUCAACGAGAAGGUGAGGCAAGAAAUAGAACGGGAGAUCGCAGAGAUGGAGGAGUUGGGGGUAAUCCGGCCUUCGACGAGUCCCUGGGCCAGUCCGGUGGUGCUCGUCCGGAAGCAGGACGGGACCAUCCGGUUCUGUGUGGACUACCGGAAACUGAAUGCCAUCACCACCCCUGAUGCGUACCCUAUGCCCAGGAUGGACACGUUGCUGGAUCGCCUGGGCCCAGCCAAGGUGAUCUCAACUCUCGAUCUGUCCAAAGGAUUUUGGCAGAUGGCCCUGGACCCGGAUGCCAUAGCCAAGUCUGCCUUUACCACACCUACGGGGCUAUACGAGUUCACAGUUUUACCUUUCGGUUUGCGCAACUCGCCCGCCUCUUUCCAGAGACUGAUCAAUAAUCUGCUGCAAGGAUGUGAGCAGUUUGCCAUGGCUUACAUCGAUGACAUCGCCAUCUUCAGUCCGGAUUUCGAGUCGCACCUGACUCACCUGACCACCGUGCUAGGUAAGAUCAAGCAAGCUGGUCUUACGGUGAAAGCCAAGAAGUGCCAGUGGGCACUAUCGGAAGUAGUGUACUUGGGUCAUCGUGUGGGUGGAGGUCAUAUUGCUCCCUUGUGGGACAAGAUCGAGGCCAUCAAAGACUGGCCACCUCCACAGACCAAGAAGCAAGUCAGAGCCUUCCUUGGCCUGGCGGGUUACUACCGAAGAUUGGUCCCAGGGUUUGGAGCAACCGCAGCCCCGCUGCACGAGCUGACCAAGAAGGGCAGCCCGGACCCGGUGGUCUGGAAGCAGGGGUGCCAGGAAGCAUUCGACACCCUCAAGGCUGCCCUGGUCAAACAACCGAUCCUGAAAGCACCGCUCCAGGAUAAACCCUUCUACGUGGCAACGGAUGCCUCCGACGUAGGACUGGGAGCUGUGCUCUUACAGGAGCACCAGGAGACACGGCACCCCGUGGUGUACCUCAGCCGGAAGCUAAUCCCUCGGGAGCGAAACCUGUCCUCCAUCGAGAAGGAGUGCUUGGCCAUCGUCUGGGCCCUGAACAAGCUGAAGCCUUACUUGUGGGGACAACAGUUCACCGUCCUGUCGGACCAUGCCCCACUGCAGUGGCUGCAGACCAUGCACAACACCAAUGCCAAGCUGCAACGUUGGUCCUGGCAGCUGCAGGAAUUUAAUUUUACUGUCCAACACAUAAAAGGAAGCCAGAACGUGAUAGCGGAUGCCUUGUCACGAAAGGACUCUGGGUAGUGAGUCCUUGGGACUUGGGACUAGUGAGGAGAUCACUAGUGUAAGACUGCCAUCAGGUUUUAUGGUUUCUAUCUGUUAUUGUCUUAACUUGUUCCAUGUUCCAGGUUUUUCCCUUUUCCUUCUUCUGGCAUCCCGUGGGAACUCCCUGACCCGACACGCCCGGACCCACGGCCCUGAGAGGCCCCGUGUCCGAGCUUGUAAAGGAGGGGGGGGAAGUGUGGCAGAAAUGCCACCGUCGGUGCCCCUCUCCAGAGACCUGUCUCAGCCAGCCUGAGAGGCUGCUGUUUCAUUCCUCAGGGCGGGGAUCUCCCACCUGGUCUACAUGACAAAAGCCUGGCGCCUGGGAGGUGAUGCUCUGGUCACCUGGGCAGGGGGGAAAGACCCGGCCCUGCGCGGGCCCAGGUAGCCAGGGAUGCGGGGCAGAUUGGUCAGCUUGUGGCCAGUAUUGGCAGCUUCGAUUGGACCGGGCUGCUGAGGUCAGAGAGGUUAUUUAAGGGCUCGGUCCAAGAAGAAGGGGCAGUCAGCCAUUAGCCAUGCGGUCAUCCAGGUGAAUCUGAGCCUGGCUCUCUCCUCAUCACCGCAUGCUCCAAGAGUGCCCUGCCUCCAGAGGAACAACAACUACCUCUGGACGAUGAGAGUGAGUAAGCUACUAAAGAUCCGAUUAGAUAUUUAGUUUCAGUAACUCAGAUGCGUUUAAACGGCUACCUCAGCCACCCUGGUUUGCUCAAUGGGAUUCCUUUGAUAUUCCUGUAAGAUUUCUAUGAUACUGCUCUACCUUUUACCCUGUUUUCACCCUAC
Messenger RNA from Alligator mississippiensis (American alligator), 5629 nucleotides. RefSeq lists its product as uncharacterized. Bases 137 to 4831 code for a protein of 1564 amino acids. Gene Ontology annotation, biological process: proteolysis; DNA integration. NCBI's taxonomy places the organism in Eukaryota, Metazoa, Chordata, Crocodylia, Alligatoridae. The transcript has a single exon. Gene Ontology annotation, molecular function: aspartic-type endopeptidase activity; zinc ion binding; nucleic acid binding. The record is from RefSeq and is a predicted model, not a curated record.